Diachasma alloeum is the source of this 1270-nucleotide messenger RNA. RefSeq names its product protein roadkill. Gene Ontology annotation, molecular function: ubiquitin protein ligase binding. The transcript has 2 exons. The coding region runs from base 162 to 1175 and encodes 337 amino acids. The record is from RefSeq and is a predicted model, not a curated record. Gene Ontology annotation, cellular component: cytoplasm. Gene Ontology annotation, biological process: regulation of proteolysis; proteasome-mediated ubiquitin-dependent protein catabolic process. NCBI's taxonomy places the organism in Eukaryota, Metazoa, Arthropoda, Insecta, Hymenoptera, Braconidae.
AAUCCUCGGCAAUUUCCACUGCUUCAUUACUGAAUAAAAAACAAACCACGAAAAUAAUUCUCAAUCAACUGCGAUUGAUCUGUUGCUCUCAUAAUCCUGCGACAAAACCGCAGGAAAAUUAAUCAAAAUAAAAAAUAAAUUUGCAACUGCUGUUUAUCGCGAUGACAGACUGCGACGAAAUAUACGAAACAAAGGCAAAAGUGAUAAAGCACAGUUUCAAGUGGAUCAUCCACGACUUUUCCGAGAUAAUCGACAAACCGGGUAGCCUUCAGUCCAGGUUCAGCGUGCCUGGGUAUCCCCUGCGGGGGCACCUGGACCUUUUUCCUCUGAGUGCAAACGGCAGCAUCGUUUCGGGGAUUAACGACGUCGAGUGUUUGGACCUGGAUAUCCACGCACACAUCGAAGAUGACGCUGUGCACAGUGACAUCGAGGUGUCUGUCGUCAAUUCUGAGGGGGUGAAGUGCAUGACGACGAAGAAAAUUAUUACUUCACAGGUGCGUUUCACCCUACCCUUCAGCCACAAGCUGAUCGCAAAGGACAAGACACUUCUCCCCGGUAACUCUCUGACCCUCUGUUUUGCGAUAAGCGUCACCACUGAUGUCUCCACGAAUCGUCGAGAGAACCCCAGCGGCAUGUCUCCGCUGGAGAGCAGCUUCGAGGCUGACAUGGAGAAGCUGUUCAACAAUCCCAAGUUCUCCGACGUAACUAUAGCAGUUGGAGACCGUAAAUUUUCGGCGCUGAAGGCUAUUCUGGCUGCUCGCAGCUCAGUAUUCGCUUCCAUCUUCGAACAGGACGAGAACGAGGAGGAGAACAGCAUUGAGAUCACGGAUUUGACUGGAGACGUCUUCGAGGAGGUCCUCUACUUCAUCUACACCGAUCGAGUGAGGAGUCUGGAGGCCAUGAGGGACGACCUUCUCUUCGCAGGGUGGAAGUACGAUUUGAGGCGGCUGGUGCAGCUGACGGGGCACGCGUUGCUGAAGGAUCUCACUACGGAAAAUGUCGCGGAGAGACUGCUACUUGCUCAUCGGUAUCAGCUCGAGGGGGUCAAGAACUCCGUCAUCAGGUUCAUCAAGGGACAGGUCAAGGCUGUCGUGCAGACCGAGGGGUAUAGGACGCUCACCGAGGCGAAUUGCAGUUUAGCUUUGGAAAUUUUUCAGACUAUGGCACUUGAGUGAAAUUUUAGGCAACUUAAAGUCAUUCAAUUCCACGAGAUUGAUUCAAUUUAGAUAUAAGUCAGUAGAUUGAUUUUUUAUGGAAAUUAUUUUGCAUG